Molecule: messenger RNA, 2652 nt
Organism: Ciona intestinalis (vase tunicate)
Lineage: Eukaryota; Metazoa; Chordata; Ascidiacea; Phlebobranchia; Cionidae
Source: RefSeq, a predicted model, not a curated record
GUUGCUGUGUCUGUGUUAAAAUGUGGAAAGCAGUUGAUCCAGUGACCGUCGUGAGAUUGCUUAGAAAGAUUAUUUAACAGGUGUUCGUGUUAACAGCAACCGUUGAAACAGUAUCACCCACGCUUUCCGUUUAUUUCCAGCGUUUGAAAUUUACUAGAAAAUUAGACAACAGUAUAUUGAUGGUGUUUAAAAUGGGUGAACCACAAAAGAUGGCGGCCUUCCUAAGGGAGAGGUGCGACAGUGGAAUGUACAACCUUCGCUACCUUGAUGCGGAACAAAACCUAGUGUUUAUACCUUGGCCUGUAGCACCAAGACCUACCGAGGAAUUACCACCUGGAUUCCGGAUAUUUCAGGAAUGGGCGGAACUAUCGUUCAUAAAGAGAGGGCUCACCAUAGAUCAACCUGAAGCCCCAACCACACAAAAACAUAGGUUUCGUAACGCAUUAAGGAAAGCAGAUGGAAUCACGCAUAAGGGGGAUAGAGACGGUGGGAGGAUAUACCAGUUUGUAGAUAAAAAGAUUCGUGAAACCCCAAGCAGCAGAAACAUGGCUGCGGGAAGUAAGUGUUCCUAUCACUCUUUCCACAACGACGAGUUCAGUCCGUUCAAUUCAGCAUACCCGCCCCAACAAGCAAACUACCAACAGCAACAACAGCCACCACCACCUGACACAGCAGGAUCGCCCUACUUUGAAACAGGGGACCAACUUUCCCUUCAACCAAACAAUCUCACCCAGGGUUUACCCGAGAAUUGGCUCGACAGUGAGAUGGAUGGAGUCGACAUCGAGUUGGACGACCUAAUCCCCGACAUGCUGGAUGAUGGGCCAAUACCAAUCAACCCAAGCUUCACCACACAACCCGACGAUACUACCAACCCACAUCGCAUUACACCACAAUACCACCCCGUCGGUAUCCCUCUACCACGACGACAAGUAACAGAUCACACGAAACUACAAAUCAAAGUUUUCUACAGAGGGGAGGACAGGUUCACACACGAUGUAACAAACGAGAAUGGCUGCAGGGUUUACUACGGAUCAUGCGCGCCGAAACUUGCACAAUAUUUAAACCCUGUCCAGUUAUUGAACCAACGACACGACACAGAACAACUGUAUGGGCCGGAUUCAAUUGAACAAGUGCAGCUAACAUCUGACGAGCAGUUCAUGCUGACAAUGAAACAGAAGCAAAGUACGGAUGCCAUACUUAACAAUAUGGGACGAGGGCUAGUGUUGAUACUGGACAACCAGAAUGCUGGGCGCAGUGGUGGGGUACCCGAUGUUCAUGCUAUCAGGCUGUGCCAGACCCGGAUCUUCCCAUACAAUGGAGACGAUAUGGCGAGGAACGAACAUGAGCAACAAGCGUGUGGUUUGCCACCAGUUGAUUCAUUGAAGAGAAUGGAAUGGAACAAAGUAUUCGACGGGCACGAGUUCUAUCGGCGUUUAUCAAUGGCCACCAACUCGUCCAAGUUCCCGUGCCCAUCUUUCAGUCUUUCCCUUGGACAACGGGCGAACGGGAAGCAAAAGUCAGCUUUGUUCGUUAUGAUGACGGUGCGCGUGCAGAAGGCUUACCAGGCGAUACAAGCCAAGUUGGAAAACAGCAUCGAGUGCGAGGUUUAUAUAUCGGGCACAACAUCCAUGGAUGAAGACGCCUUACGUUUGGCGCGGAAGAUCAAAGAAACUUUAACUUUGGAGUAACAUGUGUGGGUAUUGGGGGAUAUGGGUUACUUUGGCGUGUGGGAUAUAUCAUGGAAAACACUCGCUUUGGGAAAAAUUAUUUAGCUAUAUAUGGACAUUGGUGUAAGAGAAAAUUACCUUACAAAUUUCCGAGUUAAGUUAAACGCGAAUAUUAUAUAGGUGUCAAUCAUCGAAGUUUGCAUCGUAGCUUUGUACCUGGGGAUAAACCUGUGUGAUUUUCUCAAUAUGGAAACAUUCCAUUAUUAUAACCCACCCUUAUGCUAGCAAAGCUGUUUCCGAAACUCUUUAUCCAUGUUUAGAAAAUGCGGUUGUACUUUAUAUAUUUUGAUCAAUGUAGUAGGGUGGGGAAAGAUGGGACACCAAUUCGUUCUAUUUUCUCGUCCCAUGUGGUAGUAAACAAAGAACAUUCAAAGAAUUAGAAAACCGUAUCCUCACGGCUCCCUUAGACCGUUGUUAAUUGUUUAAAACACGAUCAGGAUAUUUGGUUAUUAUGUGUUAAAGGCGUCCCGUCUUCCCCACCUUACAAAACUUUUGUAAAUAUAAAUCACUUCCAUGUAAUCACAUGCUUGCCACAGCAUUAAGUUAAACGAAAUGUUGUAACGCAAACACGAACAAUAAAUGCACUGUACGGCCUGUACCCAGUCUGCGGAGUAUGACAGGUGCAUUUCACUCACUUUUGGUUGUGCACACCAUAAUUUGUUCUACCACGCCAAUUAAUUAAAAACUAAAAAAAUAGGUAGGAACUGCCAUACUCUGCAGACUGGGCGUGUACCAUACAAUAUUAAAUAAAAAGCUUGGUAAAGAAUAUGAAAAUGCAGUUUAUUAUCAAUUGUGGUUUAAACAAAGUAAUCCAAACGAAUCUUCACUUGCCGCCAUGAAUACAGAAAUUGUCGGAAAGGUAUUUUAGAAAAUACUGCUUGAUCCGAUACUACUGCUGGAUAAAUAAAACGAAGCGUAUACAUAG